This is a messenger RNA of Cynoglossus semilaevis (tongue sole), 263 nucleotides long. Its product is annotated as retinal guanylyl cyclase 2-like. Gene Ontology annotation, molecular function: adenylate cyclase activity; peptide receptor activity; guanylate cyclase activity. The annotation marks the transcript as partial. Gene Ontology annotation, cellular component: plasma membrane. The record is from RefSeq and is a predicted model, not a curated record. The transcript has 2 exons. NCBI's taxonomy places the organism in Eukaryota, Metazoa, Chordata, Actinopteri, Pleuronectiformes, Cynoglossidae. Gene Ontology annotation, biological process: intracellular signal transduction; cGMP biosynthetic process; receptor guanylyl cyclase signaling pathway.
GACCUUCUCAACGACCUCUACACGUGCUUUGAUGCCAUCAUUGGGCUGCACGACGUCUACAAGGUGGAAACUAUCGGCGAUGCCUACAUGGUGGCUUCAGGGGUUCCUGCCAGGAACGGCAACCGUCACGCGGCUGAGAUGGCCAACAUGUCCCUGGACAUCCUCCACUGCAUCGGGACCUUCAAGAUGAGGCACAUGCCGGAGCUGAAAGUCAGGAUCCGCAUCGGCCUGCAUUCAGGUGGACGGUCCACCACAAACCACCA